CGAGUGCUGCGUGAGCAUACAGUAUCCUCUAUUACUGCCACGCUGGAUCGCAAUCGUCAUCUCGAGGCAGAGCCGCCUACCUUCACACGUCAAGUCAACCACACAGCAACUCCGGCAUCUCGAAAAUCUCUCAUCGACCCUGAUCGGCCACCAAUACCGUUGCACUGGGGAAGUCGGCUAGAACAGUCUGGAGAUGCGGAAACAUCCGUUCAUCGCGGCGGUGAACACGGCCUUACCCCGCGGACGAAGAGCGGAAUAUGGUGACGGCCGAAGACGCAAGCGAGUUUGCGACUUCUUCAAGACGAAAAUGAAACCUCCACAGCACCUGGCGCCAGAUGAUGUGCGCUCAAUUGCGGUUGGAGUAUACAAGCUCGAGACGAGCUGUAGGUACACACCUUUACCAGCUAAUAACGGCAGGUGCGUUGAUGCAAUGUUCCGGUUCGAUUGCCUUCGCUCUGCGGCAAGCGAGCGCCUGAGCACACCCUGUCAACAGCUGCCAGGUCCACCAUGGUCCAUGAGCUCCAUCCAGAAGGUGGGAACGUUUCGAGAAGUCAAUCCCAUCUUGCCUACCGGAAACUCUCCCAGUAGCUUCAAAAGGCAGUGCUCGUUAUCAAAGAACCAUGAACCAAGUCAUACUGCUCGCAGUGAAACGAUAGCAACAUGCAGGAGAGUUUCGUUCUUCAUCUGGAGUCCAAACCCUUGAUAUGACCAGGGUGGCAGCUGGGCCGCAACCUGUACCACCGAAAAUGUCGUAACACAGUGGAUACUUAUAAAUUGACUCGGUAACCGGCAUUGGAGUACCCAGCAAGCACGCGCCUGCAA
Didymella exigua CBS 183.55 is the source of this 822-nucleotide messenger RNA. RefSeq lists its product as uncharacterized. The transcript is spliced from 3 exons. The coding region runs from base 194 to 703 and encodes 169 amino acids. Lineage: Eukaryota; Fungi; Ascomycota; Dothideomycetes; Pleosporales; Didymellaceae. The record is from RefSeq and is a predicted model, not a curated record.